AUGGCUCAGCUCCUGAACAGCAUACUCACUGUGAUUGAGGUGUUCCAGAAACAUGCUAAAGAGAAUGGGAACUGUACCUCGCUGUGCAAGAAGGAGUUGAAGCAGCUGCUCUUGGUUGAGUUUGGAGACAUCCUCCGGAGACCAAAUGACCCAGACACUGUGGAAACCAUCCUGAGCCUCUUGGAUAAAGACAGAAAUGGACAUGUUGAUUUUCAUGAAUAUCUCUUGUUGGUGUUUCAAUUGGCUCAAGCCUGCUAUCAUAAACUGAAUAAUAAGUCAUGUGGAGAUAGCAUCUCUCAGCAAGAAGAGGAGCAGGAGGGAACACAAGACCAUAAGUUUCCAGAAAAUAGAGGCAGACAACGCAGGCAGAGGCAUGAGGGAGAAAGGCAGGACUCCCACUGCACUCAAGGUCAGUCUGAGAGACAGGAUAGGGACUCCCACUGUGGUCAGUCUGAGCGACAGGAUAGGGACUCCCACAGAGGUCAGUCUGAGACACAGGAUAGGGACUCCCACAGAGGUCAGUCUGAGACACAGGAUAGGGACUCCCACUGUGGUCAGUCUGAGAGACAGGACAGGAACUCCCAUUGUGAUCAAUCUGAAAGACAGGAUAGGGACUCCAAUUAUGGUCAAAGAUGGAGUCAUAAAUCUAGCAGUAGCCAGCCUAAAAAACAAGGAUAUAUCUUUGCCUUAAAUCAAUGUGAGAGACAAGUUCACAAUUCUUGUUAUGGCCAGACAAAUCAACAGGAAUCAGGCUCUUGCUAUGGACAGUCUGGGAGGCUGGAUCAGAAAUCAGGCUUUGGUCAGAGAAAUAGGCAAGAAUUGGACUUUCAAUAUGGCCAGACAGACAGGCAAGGCCAGAGUUCUCAGUAUGGCCAGACAGACAGGCAAGGCCAGAGUUCUCAGUAUGGCCAGACAGACAGACAAGGCCAGAGUUCCCAGUAUGGUCAGACAGACAGACAAGGCCAGAUUUCCCACUAUGGCCAGACAGACAGACAAGGCCAGAGUUCCCACUAUGGUCAGAUAGACAGACAAGGCCAGAAUUCUCAGUAUGACCAGACAGACAGACAAGGCCAGAGUUCUCAGUAUGGUCAGACAGACAGACAAGGCCAGAGUUCCCACUAUGGCCAGAUAGACAGACAAGUCCAGAGUUCUCAGCGUGGUCAGACAGACAGACAAGGCCAGAGUUCUCAGCAUGGUCAGACAGAGAGACAAGGCCAGAGUUCCCACUAUGGCCAGAGAGACAGACAAGGUCAGAGUUCUCAGUAUGGUCAGACAGACAGACAAGGCCAGAGUUCCCACUAUGGCCAGACAGACAGACAAGGCCAGAGUUCCCACUAUGGCCAGACAGACAGACAAAGCCAGAGUUCCCACUACGUCCAGACAAACAGACAAGGCCAGAAUUCUCAGUAUGGCCAGACAGACAGACAAGCCCAGAGUUCUCAGUAUGACCAGACAGACAGAGAAGGUCAGAGUUCUCACUAUGGCCCAACAGACAGAGCAGGCCAGAGUUCCCACUAUGGCCAGAUAGACAGACAAGGCCUGAGUUCUCAUUACAGUCAGACAAACAGAGAAGGCCAGGGUUAUUGUUCUGGCCAGACAGACAGAGAAGGCCACAGUUAUCAUUAUGGUCAGACAGACAGACAAGGGCUGAAUUCUCACCAUGGUCAGUCAGAGAUUCGGGAAACAGAGCAAAAUAGUUACUUUCAAGGGAGUGAGGAAACAAGCAGAGACUCAUAUGUUGAGCAAUCAGGAAGGUCAGGGAGACUAAGUCAACAGACUCAAGGACAAGAAGUGACUCGAAAUCAGGGGCAAAGAUUCCAGUCUAGGGAAGGGCAGCAGAACAGCCACCAGGCAUGGGAGCCUGAGGAAGAUAGUCAACACCACCAACACAAACUCAUAGCACAAAUCAAGCAAGAAGGGCCACAUAGUUAUAAGGAAGGUGAAUGGCAAUCAUGUAGUGGUGAGCAGGACCACAGACAGAUGCAGGCCAGGCAUGGAGAGAGGCAGAGCCACCAGGCAGCGGGAGAGCAGGCCUGCCGAAGCUGGGGCAGACAUGGUUGUGAGGGCCGGGAAACUCCAUGCAAGAUGCAGGCCAGGCAAACCCAUGAGGAGGAACAAGGCAAUCAGAGACAGGACAGGCAAACCCACGAAGAUGAGCAGACCCGUCAGCGACGAGACAGGCAAACCCACGAAGAUGAGCAGACCCGUCAGCGACGAGACAGGCAAACCCACGAAGAUGAGCAGACCCGUCAUGGUGAGCAGGACCACAGACAGAUGCAGGCCAGGCAUGGAGAGAGGCAGAGCCACCAGGCAGCGGGAGAGCAGGCCUGCCGAAGCUGGGGCAGACAUGGUUGUGAGGGCCGGGAAACUCCAUGCAAGAUGCAGGCCAGGCAAACCCAUGAGGAGGAACAAGGCAAUCAGAGACAGGACAGGCAAACCCACGAAGAUGAGCAGACCCGUCAGCGACGAGACAGGCAAACCCACGAAGAUGAGCAGACCCGUCAGCGACGAGACAGGCAAACCCACGAAGAUGAGCAGACCCGUCAGCGACGAGACAGGCAAACCCACGAAGGUGAGCAGACUCGUCAGCGACGAGACAGGCAAACCCACGAAGGUGAGCAGACUCGUCAGCGACGAGACAGGCAAACCCACGAAGGUGACCAGACCCGUCAGCAACGAAACAGGCAAACCCACAAAGAGAAUCAAAACUGUCAGCGACAAUGGGAUAGGCAAACCCUUGAGGAGGAAGAAAGGUAUCAAGGGUCCCAGGAUCAACAACCUUAUGGGAUCCAGCAGCAAGAUUGUGAUUUACUUGAACUUGAAGGAAGGGAAAAAAUGUCUCCACUUCUGAGAAGCAUCUUCGACAUUACUGAAAUUUUCAAUCAAUAUGCCUCACAUGAUUGUGAUGGGGCAGCAAUAAGCAAGAAAGACCUGAAGAACCUCCUUGAAAGGGAAUUUGGAGAUGUCCUUCGGAGACCACAUGACCCUGAGACAGUAGAUCUGACCCUGGAACUUCUGGAUCGAGACUGUAACGGGCUCGUUGAUUUCAAUGAAUUCCUCCUGUUCGUUUUCAAGGUAGCUCAAGCUUGUUACUACGCUCUCAGCCAGGCUUCCGGGCUGGAUGAGAAGGGGGCCAGGUGUGAGAGAAAGGAGAACUCGUUACAAGAUCCCAGGCAAGAAGACGAGAGGAAAUUUGAGUCCCGGGACAGGCACCUAGAAGAUCACUGGCAGAAAAGGCAGGAACUGGAGCGGGAGAUCGCGGAGGGAGACAAGCAGCGGCUGCAGAGGCGAGAACUAGAAGAGCGCCUGCAGGAGGAAGAGCGGCUGAAGAGGCACAAGGGUCGGGAGCCUGAGAAAUUUCCUGACGGAGAGCAAAGGCAAGAAAGGCGGGAGCAGCGCGAGCUCCAGGAAGAGGAGCAGCUGCAAAGGCAGAAGCGGGAGCAAGAGGAGCCGCGCUUGGAGCAGGAGCUAAGGCGCGAGCAGGAGGUGAGGCGCGGCGAGCAGCGCUUGGAGCAGGAACUGAGGCGCGAGCAGGAACUGAGGCGCGAGCAGGAGAGACGUGAGCAGGAGCUGAGGCGCGAGCAGGAGGUGAGGCGCGGCAAGCAGCGCUUGGAGCAGGAACUGAGGCGCGAGCAGGAACUGAGGCGCGAGCAGGAGAGACGUGAGCAGGAGCUAAGGCGCGGCGAGCAGCGCUUGGAGCAGGAACUGAGGCGCGAGCAGGAACUGAGGCGCGAUCAGGAGAGACGUGAGCAGGAGCUGAGGCGCGAGCAGGAGCUGCGCCGCCAGGAGCGCGACAGACAGUUCCGCGAGGAGGAACAGCUGCGCCGUCAGGAGCGCGACAGAAAGUUCCGCGAAGAGGAACAGCUGCGCCGCCAGGAGCGCGACAGAGAGUUCCGUGAGGAGGAGCAGCUCCUGCAGGAAAGGGAAGAACAGCUGCGCCGCCAGGAGCGCGACAGACAGUUCCGCGAGGAGGAACAGCUGCGCCGUCAGGAGCGCGACAGAAAGUUCCGCGAAGAGGAACAGCUGCGCCGCCAGGAGCGCGACAGAGAGUUCCGUGAGGAGGAGCAGCUCCUGCAGGAAAGGGAAGAACAGCUGCGCCGCCAGGAGCGCGACAGACAGUUCCGUGAGGAGGAGCAGCUGCGCCGCCAGGAGCGCGACAGACAGUUCCGUGAGGAGGAGCAGCUGCGCCGCCUAGAACGUGAGCAAAGGCUUCGCCAGGAGCGCGACAGAAAGUUCCAGGAGGAGGAACAAAGGCUGCGCCGCCGAGAACUAGAUGGUGCCCUCUCCCUCGAGGGGCAACUGAAGGACGCUGAGCAAGAGCAGUGCGUCCAGCAGGAGCGAGAAGAAAAGCGACACCGACAGGAGCGCGACAGGAAGUUCCUCGAGGAAGAAGAGCAACUGCCACGCGAAGAGCAGGAAGAGCUGAGGCGCUUGCAGGAGCGAGGCCAGCAGCACCCCGCGGAGGAGCAGUUUGCCAGGGAGAAGAGGCGUCGUCAGGAGCAAGAACUGCGGCAAGAAGAGCAGAGACGCCGCCUGGAGAGGGAGAGGAAAUUCCGGGAAGAACAGCUCCUACGCCAGCAGGAGGAAGAACAAAGGCACCGCGGGCAAGUCUCGGAAGACGGAGACAAGGGCCGUGGGCAGACUCUGGAGCCAGGCAAGAGUCAGUUUGCCAGUGUCCCGGUGCGCUCCAGCCCUCUCUAUGAAUAUAUCCAAGAGCAGAGGUCUCAGUACCGCCCUUAAGAGAUGCUGCCAAUAUCCCGACACCUGCCAAACCUUCCAGCCAAGGGAAAAGAAACACUGGUUACCACAUGACUCAAAUGUUUCUGGUUGUGGGAGAACUCUGAUUUUCCAAAAUCUUUUUUUUCCAAAAUCUUAAACUACACUCAUCUCAUGUACCUUGUACUCUUGCCUUUUAUUCUUCCUCAAGUAGUUCUUUACUUCAGGGUGUCUUUGCUCUUUGGUGCAGAUGUGGUGUGCAAUUUUUAAAAAUAUAAAUCAUUUAAUUUGUUUAACGGAGUUUUGUUUGGGGAACGUUUCUUUAUUGCUUUCAAAAGUAACAAGAAUAAUAGGAUUUAAGAUUCAAAAUAAUAGAGUCUGUUUGUUUUAAUGAUUGAUUCAUCUUGUGGAGAGUUUAGAUAUUUUUUAUGUUCCAGCUGGCAUUUUUUUCUUGAGCCUAAAUUACAUUAAUAUUUACCUCCAAACAGAUUCUCAUUUUCUUGUGGCAUAAUUAAUACAGAUCCUGCAAGGGGACUGAAUUUUUACAAUCAUUGAAUACUGCAGUGGGGAGUGACUUCUCCAGAAAAAAUUCCCUGUGAAAUCAGCUCCUAACUGGAAGAAAUAUGUUAUGAAGUUUUAUCUUCAAAACUUAAUUUGAAUUCGAUUUUUUCAUACUUCAUAAAAUCCCUGGAGGCAAAAGCAAGGUGUUUCCCAAACAACUCCAGAGCUCAAAUUUUAAAACUGUCUACCGUAGUCUGUAGUGCUCAGUUCUCCCCGCCCCCCCCCCAUUCUUUGAUUAAUUUGAGAAUAUUCCUACCUUUGUUCAUUUUAACCUAGAGGGAACAUGCUCAGGAUCCUGUAAACAUCUAUUUCACUCUAGAGCCAAUAAGAGAACAGCAUUUUGGGGGAGGGAAAGGGAAAAAUUUGUGAACAGAAGGGCAAGUUCCUAGAGGCCCUUAGAUGAGACCCAUCAGCUCACAAUCCUUUGAGACCUAUUGAUACUGCCUUGGAGACAUUCUUGUUGAAAUGAUUGGACUGUAUGAAAAAUAAAUG
Molecule: messenger RNA, 5769 nt
Organism: Hyaena hyaena (striped hyena)
Lineage: Eukaryota; Metazoa; Chordata; Mammalia; Carnivora; Hyaenidae
Product: trichohyalin-like
Exons: 7
Coding region: 1-4740 (1579 amino acids)
Cellular component (GO): cornified envelope
Molecular function (GO): transition metal ion binding; calcium ion binding
Source: RefSeq, a predicted model, not a curated record